CUUUUACAGCGUCGAUCCAUUGGCCCACCAUGUUGCUCGCACGCAUGCUCGCACGGCAUAACCCACGUGGUUCGUACGCAUGCGCGUUCCCUACCAGCUGGGAUUUCGCAAGGCCAGAGGUGUGCGCUGUGCUGGAGUAGAGACGGCGCAGGGAGGGCCAGGGUCCUGGGUGCCCACCGGGGCGCCUGGGGGUGAGGGCUGCGAGGAGGUGCCCCUGGGAGCAGUUCACGAUGGCGGAGGAGGAGUGUCCGCUGCAUCCCAAGCGGAGGGAGUGGCGGUGGUCGUAGCCUCGGCCGCCACUGCAUUCGCGGCCAGCAGCAGUGCUGCCAGCUGCAGUGGCGUGAAUGGCAUGGUUGCUGGCACCUCGUCUCAGCAGGUGGCCCUGACUGAGCUUCCGACUGUCGACCAGCUCAAGGCGAUGGGCCUGUGUGACACGCUCAUCAUUCUGAGCGAUGCCAGCCAAGGUGCACAGCCCGUCAGCCUGGUCAGUUCUCUUGAGCCUGUCCAGUGCCUGGAGGGCACAGCCGAGGCCAUUGCCCGAAGUGGGGCCAACCUGGUGCUGUGCCUGCCUGAUGAAUCGCUCUCGCUGGAGGUCGGGGCCUCGGUGCAGGAGGUGCCCGGCUGGACCUGGGUGCAGGACCCCACAUCGGCUGCAGCAGCCGUGGCCGCCGCCUCCGGAGAUGCCACGGCACUCGUUCGGGCCAGUGCCCCCAUCGUGGUCUCUGGCACGCCCACGCUUGCCACUGCACCUGGCGGAGAAAUGCUGUUAGUGAUGGACUCCUCCCCUGUGGAGGACUCAGUGGGCCUGGCCGCUAAAAGCUGGUUCAACGACUCCGUGAUAGCCACCCAAGCACUGCUUACGCUUGAGGGCCACAAAUGAUUUUUGGCACGUCAUUGUUUUUGUUUUUUUUUCUUUACUUACGAAUGGAUGGGGGUGACGAUAAAGACCGGCACAUUGCUGGCAGUCGAUGGGACAUUUGCUGGUGUGUGAUGAACUUCUCCUUGUGGCAUAAGUGAGCUGCUUUUGGACAUUUUGGUGAAACAUUGUAGUCCUAUGGAAUGUUACAGUGAAACUUGUUUUGAAGUCAGUUUUGCAGAUUUUUUUGGUUUGCUCUGAAGAAACGUAUUCAUCAGGAAUGUGUGAGAACAGUAAGAGUACCACGAAUUACUACGCUGUUAACUUUGCGGCAGGGCUCUAUCUAAUGCCAUUGCCAAACAUAGCUCUUGCCUUGGUUCCCGGGACUGUUGCUCUCGCAGCACUGCCUAAAGGAAUUGCAGCUAUUGCAGCUGCAAGUGGGGCCAGAAACAGGCUUACACUGCUUUAGUGUCGGUCACAUUGAGUGGCAUUUCAUUAAAAGUUCGUGAAUGUUUCUGUGAGCACUGCUAGCAAAUUUCGUAGCCUAAAGGAAGUUUCUCUAUCAAGCUUCCACUGUACACAGUUGGUCCCAGAAUGACCCUGCUGUUUUCGAACAAGUUAGGCUUUGCACGUUUGGAGAAAGCCGGCGACAUUUCGAUUAUCUCGGCAUUGCUACCACCCGACUACUUCAUCGUUGUGCAAGGACUUGCGCAAUACUGUAAAGGCAAACGUCGGGCUAAUUUAGUGUUCCAGCAUAUCGGUCAUUUAUCUGUAGUUUUAGUCCAGGUUGAUAUGAUGCAAUGAAGAUUGGGAAUUAUGCUAGGAUAUGGUCGCUACAGGAGCUUUGGCAGCUUUGUACGAGUCAGCUUGCAAAAGUCUGUAAAGCAGAUGUGCAUUGAAUUGCUGAAAGGCUUCCCUGCAGAUUUUUGUUGGUACUAAGUAUUUCGUUUGACUGGUUGCUAUGCAAAGAUUUUUUGUGUGGGCACUUUAACUGGCUAGUUCCCCGAUGAGGCUUUGCUUUGGCUUUUAGUUGUCGGACUUCCACAAAGCUGUCCUGCAGAUGGUUGGAAUUUCGUGUGGUGCGUCUCUUUUUUUUAAAGGCAAUUUGACAUUUCUGUUGAAGCACACGGGCAUCAGGCACUUAGUUGUUGAGUGCUUAGGCCAGCCUUAUAUUGUGAAUUGGGAGGGUUACUUGUUAAGGGGCACUGCCAUGCAGACGAGCAGCUUUAAUGGCCUUCCAAUGCUUAAGACAAUUGAGCCCGAGGUCCAUUGCUGGUUCCACUUUUCUGCAAAGUGUUGCUAAGGCGUGCCCUUUCAAAACUUGAAGCAACGCGUGUAACUUUUGGCUUUUUUUAUUGUGCCAGAAUGGCAUUGUGUAAUGCUGUUAGUUUUUUUUUUUCUGUUUUUCGUUGUUAGCCGAGGACAAAGUCCUACCUAUGCUACAAGGAAGUGUUUCUAUCCAGGCCAGUAAGUUUUUCUACGUUGAACAAAUAGUAGUGACCAUGAUACUCUGCUGGGCAUUUUGUCAACUUUGUGCCAGCCUGCGUGUGCAACCUUCAGGGUAGCCUCAAACCAAAUGUGUGGAUCCUUGAGACACUGAACUAGUAGGCGAGUAUUUGGCAGCGAAUUUUGCACUUUUUUCUACUACGAUGCCGGCAGCCAAACAUCCACAUUUUACUUGUGAGAACUGCACCUACACUCUAUGAAGGUUGUUACAGCAGACUUAGUCACUUGCCGAUCAAAGUAAGGUGCACUGUAUCGCUAUUGUAAUCGCAGUGGCCUUGUUUUGUUCUUUUUUUUUGAGUGUGUAAGUUUCAGGUAUUAUGGCUAACAAUGUUCUUCUUUUGACUCGUUUUUUAAAGCCAUAUUUUCAUCUGUUAUGUUUUGCAGCCUUGUAUUUCGCUUUUGCAAUGCACUGUCUGCCCAGUUGAAAUUCUAUAUUAGAGUCAUAUAUCUAUACCGUAUUUCUUUUUGUUGUGCAUUGUCUCGCACACGAGUUGUGCAGCUCUUCGAGAGUGCUUCUUGAUGAUGGAGUCAUGUCGAAAUUCACACGAUUGUGCUUCAGUAGCUAUGGUUCCGAGAACACUGUUCAAAUACAGAGGGAGCCGUUGGUGUGUGGCUUUACUUUUUGACCGUUAAUGAGAAGGUCAUUACGCGUGCACGUGUGUUAGAAGCGGGAGACUGGAAUGUUUUGUUGCAGCAUAUAUGUUUAUGCCGUGCACAGUAAGACGUUACCGGACUGAAGAUUCUAUGCAUGCUGCAAAAGAAAGUGACAUCUAACAACGUGCAGAGCAGUUAUGUUGAAGAGUCGAGAGCAGAAUGCAUAUAGUACAUAUGAUGGCAUUGUGGUUUUUUACACUCCACUGCCCUGUUGAUCGGUGGUAAAGUAGCAGAGAGAAGAGCGUGAAGCAUAGAUUGCCUUUAUGUUGUUGCAGAAUUCCUGUACAUAAGAGGCACAGUCGACUUGCUUGUGCAUGUACAUAGAGUAUUUUCCUCAUAGAUUGAAUAAAGGAUCCACCGCACGACU
Molecule: messenger RNA, 3383 nt
Organism: Rhipicephalus sanguineus (brown dog tick)
Lineage: Eukaryota; Metazoa; Arthropoda; Arachnida; Ixodida; Ixodidae
Exons: 3
Coding region: 80-880 (266 amino acids)
Source: RefSeq, a predicted model, not a curated record